Myodes glareolus (Bank vole) is the source of this 1446-nucleotide messenger RNA. RefSeq names its product NFIL3 like basic leucine zipper (gene Nfilz). Gene Ontology annotation, molecular function: DNA-binding transcription factor activity; DNA binding. Gene Ontology annotation, biological process: circadian rhythm; regulation of DNA-templated transcription. The record is from RefSeq and is a predicted model, not a curated record. Gene Ontology annotation, cellular component: nucleus. Lineage: Eukaryota; Metazoa; Chordata; Mammalia; Rodentia; Cricetidae.
AGCUCCGCAGCUCUCACCAACUGAUUUUCUGAGCCACAGCUUGGCAAGUGAAAGUCUGUGUUUACACACUCUCUCUUUCUAGGUACGUCCUUCCUCCUGUCUUCCUCUGGAUCCGAUAUUAUUACGCAGCUUCUUGUAUAGGCUGAUGUUCUCAGGGGUGCCGAGGCAGCUAUGAAUGUGAAUACCUUGGGUCUGCCCACCAUGUCUCAGUGUCCCAGCAAAGCAUUCUGGGGCACUCGCAGAGGUCCGAUCAUGCGCCGACAGAGGGAGUUUAUGCCGGAAGAGAAAAAGGACACAGUUUACUGGGAGAAACGGAGAAAGAACAAUGAGGCAGCCAAGCGGUCACGGGAAAAGCGACGUCUCAAUGAUGUGGCCAUUGAAGGCAGGCUGACCAUGCUGCUGGAGGAGAACGCUAUCCUAAGGGCGGAGCUGCAAGCGCUCAAACUUCGAUUUGGCCUUUUGCCUUCGGUGUGUGGUUCCCGGACGUCGCCCUUGCAGGCCUUGCUAUGGAAAUCUUCCUGGACUGGGGACUCCCAUUCAGGGGCUGACUCGUUCUUAUCUUUGCCUGGUGCCCAUGACUGCUUCUUCAAACCAUGUGCCUUGGAUUCUGGGAUUCCGGGUUGCUCAGGCUGCCUGGUGGCUCAGGGGUGGGCGGGCUUAGCUGCUUCCCCUAGAUUCUUGCAGGAGUCAGAGCCCAUGACCCCUAGGAUGGUUGACAGAACCUUUCAUUCCACCUUCCCAGCUGCUGUCUUUGGUUGUCACUUCUUAGAUGGGCACGUGGGACCCAGAGCAGAGCUCAAGUCUUGUUGUAGGCUGUGGUCUCCUGUGCCUACUGGAUCCCAUGCCCUAGGGCCCUCAGAUAUAUCACCGACAUCCUCUGAGAGUUCCAUGGGGUGUUCACCUGGUAUGACCUGCCCUGUCCUAGGUGACAGGUCUGAGGGUCUGGCUCAGACUUCCCUGCCUCACAAGCUGCGCAUCAAAUCCCAAGCCGUAAGCAGCUUGUGUUGAGGAUGGGAGGUGAGCCAGGCAAGCCUCCGAGAGCUGCCUCUGACCAGGCCCAGACUGGCAAUGCAGUGGUUAAAACUUGAGUGUGGGUUUGGAGAAAGGACGCUAAGAACUGGGCAGGGCCUGUAGGCAGGUGCCCUCGCCGGGAGGGUCUGCUCCUAGAGCCAAGAUCAGGGCUCUAGGUGAGGAGGGGAUGAGUCCCACAUUGGAUAAUGUCAUAAUUUUUACUUUGCUUUGAAAUCUGAAUUGUGGCUGCAUCGUCUCUUCACUCCUCACACCCACUCAGCCAUCGGUCCAUCCAGUGCUUGUCGCUGUCCAUUUCUGCUUCAUCUUCACACCAGCCAAUUCAUCUUCCUCCAUCUGCCCAAUCAUUUGCUCAUCUUUUAUAUGUAUCUAGUUUCAUUUUCCCGCCUGUGUCUUUCUAUCCAUCCUUCCACCUAC